Messenger RNA from Penicillium verrucosum, 996 nucleotides. RefSeq lists its product as uncharacterized. NCBI's taxonomy places the organism in Eukaryota, Fungi, Ascomycota, Eurotiomycetes, Eurotiales, Aspergillaceae. Gene Ontology annotation, molecular function: phosphoric diester hydrolase activity. The record is from RefSeq and is a predicted model, not a curated record. Gene Ontology annotation, biological process: lipid metabolic process. The transcript has 2 exons. The coding region runs from base 1 to 996 and encodes 331 amino acids.
AUGGCCCGAAUCUACCAGAGACUAACACGUGCAAUGCUGAGUGCUCUCCUACUUCUCCAGCCUGUAACUGCAGUGCCAGGGACAGGAACACUAGCACCGCGAGUAUCUCAGUCCUCGGUGUCUAUAUCCUCGACCACCCCGUCGAUGUCAACCCUAGCACCAACAACCUGCAAUGGUCGCUCAGAGUACUGCACCCGGUCCUACUCAAAUAUCACAUUUUUGGGUUCCCACGACUCCGCAUUUGUCGGGCCUUUGCCCCAGCAAAACCAAAACAUCGAUAUAAAAGCCCAACUCGACAUGGGAAUCCGGUACCUACAAGUACAAACACACCAUUCCGUCCUUGAUAGGGAUGUGUUAGAACUGUGCCAUACAUCAUGCUUGCUUGAAGAUGCGGGUCCACUCAAAUCGUACUUGGAGACAAUCAAGAGCUGGCUGGAUGCAAACCCGAACGAAGUCGUCAGUCUCCUCUUGACAAACGGAGACUCAGUAGCCAUCACCGAAUUUGGAGACACUUUUGCAAGCAGCGGAAUUACCAACUAUGUCUAUGUUCCGUCCGCAAAUCCUCUAGCAAUUACAGAUUGGCCCACACUGGGUGAUAUGAUAUCCAGCGGAAAGAGACUGGUCGUAUUCCUAGACUACGGUGCCGACACUACAAAAGUGAACUACAUUCUAGACGAGUUCGCCUACUACUUUGAGACUGCCUACGGCGUCACAGACCCCUCUUUCUCAAACUGCAGUAUCGACCGGCCCCCUGGCGCCGCCGCUACAGGCCGUAUGAGCAUUGUCAACCACUUCCUUGAUAUAGAUGUUUUCGGCGUAAAGAUUCCAGCUCGCCAGAGGGCAGAUACUACUAAUGCUGCGACGGGGCAGGGUAGUAUUGGUGCCCAGGCGGCGCUAUGUGCUGGGCUAUAUGGGCGUGCGCCGAAUCUGGUCCUGGCGGACUUCGUGGAUAAGGGGGAUGUUAUUACGGCGCAGAAUAAUCUGAACGGGUUCUAG